AUGACAAUUACAAUAGAGAAUGUUAUAGAAUUAAUAAAUGGAUUGAAUGAUCCAAAAUUGAAUAAACAUUAUGAAAAUAAAUUAGAAGAGAUUACCAACGAAAUUGGAUUUGGAGUUGUAUUAGCAAAGUUAGCAAGCGAUAAACAAUUUGAUAUGGUUCAUAGACAAUUUUCAGGUAUCCUAUUAAAGAAAUAUAUUAGUAAACAUUGGAAUGAAUUUAAUGAUUCUCAAUCUGAUGAAGAAGGUGAUGAUAAUUUAAAUGAACAUGAAAAAAUUCAAUUACAACAAAUGAAAUUACAACAACAACAACAACAACAACCAAAAGAAUAUAGAGUUUUAACAAAAGAAGAAAAAACCGAAAUUAAAAAAUUAUUAUCACCAUGUUUAUCAGAUCCAUCUUCAAAAAUUCGUACAGCAAUUGCAAUGUGUAUUGCGAAAAUUGGAGCAUAUGAAUGGCCACAUGAUUGGCCAGAAUUAGUUGACGAAUUAAUUGGAUGUUUAAAUAGAGUAAAUAAUAAUGAUACAAAUAAUAAUAAUAAUAAUGAUUUAUUACAUGGUGUAAUUAGAUGUUUAGAAUUAUUAUGUGAUCCACAAGAUGGUAAUAUAUCAGAAGAACAAAUUGAAAUAUUAAUUAAACAAGUUUAUCCAGUAUUUUCAGAGUUAUUAGGUAAAGAUAUUGAUCCAAUGAUUCAUAUUAGAAUUAUUAAUGUAUUUAGAUCAACAGUGACUCAUUUAACCUAUAUGAAGGGUGUAACCAAAGGUUUGUCAAAGGCAUUAUUUCCAUUCAUUUCAACAUGGGUACCCAUUUUUACGGGACAUUUAUCAAGGGUAUUGGAUUUAGGUUCACCACAUAUCAAUCAUUAUUUCACUAUAAUGUCAGCGAUGGUUGAGAUCUUCACAAUGUUAAUUCAAGAUUUCCCAAAGAAAACCUCGAAAUAUAUUCAAGAGAUACUACCACCAAUUUGGACACUCUUUAACAAUUGUUAUCCAAUCUAUGAAAAGGUUGAAAUCAAUCCAGUGCAUGGUAUAGUUUCUAAUUUCGUAGAGGAAGGUAUCACAAAGAUCGAUCGUUUAGUAUCAUCAAUCUUUGAUUUCAUGCAACAAAUCGUUUCCAAUCAAACAUUGGCACCAUUAUUCAAACCUUUUUUGAAACCAAUCUUUGCAAACUCUAUUCAAUAUAUGCAAAUGAACUAUGAAUUGGUUGAACUUUGGGAUAGUGAUCCAAAUUUAUUCUUAGAGAAUGAAGAUGAUACCACUUAUACUCCAAGAGUUGUCUCAACUUCAUUGGUUCAAUCAAUGUGUGAAACUUAUAAAUCUGAAGGUUCAAAAUAUCUCUUUGAAGUCAUUUCAGAGACAUUAAUAAAAGCACAAGAGGAAAAGAAUAAAAACAGCAAAAAUACAAAUUCAUGGUGGAAAAUUAGAGAGGCUGCAUUGGUUGCCCUUUGUGAUUCAUCUCAACAAUUAUCAAAGAUUAAACAAUUUGAUGCAGUUUCAUUCCUUUCAACCAAUUUAAUUCAAGAUUUUCAAGGUACACUCAAUGAGAAUGAUCAAGGAUCUUUGAUUUUACGUGGUCGUUCAUUGAUUUGUGCUAGUAAAUUUGCAAAAUUAGUCGAUCCUUCAAUUUCAUUACCAUUCUUUAACCAAGCAGUCGUUUUAAUCACUCAAAAUAUUCCAGUCACUUUGAAAUUAACUGCUGUUAUGGCAAUUGGUAGUUUUGCUCCAAAGAUUUCCGCUCAAUCCAUUGUAGAUUAUAUUCCAUCCACAGUUCAAGCAUUGAUUUCAAUGAUUAAUCAAUUGUCAGAGGAUAGUUUAUUAUUGGUGUUGGAUUGUAUUAAAAUGUUGGUUAAAAUCGAUAAGGAUAUCACUGGCAAAUUGGAACCAUUAUUAAUACCUCAUCUUUCACAAGCUUGGAUAAACUAUGGAAAUGAUCCAAUGUUUAGCGAUGCUUUGAAAGAGAUUUUCCAAAUCAUUUGUGCUUGUCCAAAAUCUUAUCCUGGUAUUUUACAACGUAUGAUUCCAACUCUAAAUAUCAUCCUUUCCGAUUACACAAACCCAAUGUACAAUCCUAUUGCCGAUUCCGCUGCCGAUGUACUCUCUCUAUUGAUUGCAAAUGUUGAUCAACAAAUUGAUUCAUUCCUUUUGGAUCAAUUGUUUUCACCAAUUUUAAAUAUUCUAUUAACUUGCGAUUGUCAAGCCAAUAGAGGUAUUCUCAAGGCAUCAUUAUGUACUCUCUUACCAUUCGUUUAUAAAACUUCAUCCGAUCUCUUGUUGAAAUGGACUUUUACUAGUGCUUCAAAUACUCAAUCUGCAACACCACCAACACCAACACCAACAACAACCACUAUCAAUGGUUUACAUGGUUUGUUUUUGGUUUUAAGACGUGUACUCUUUGAAACUGAUGAAUUGGUUCAUGUUGAAGUACCAUCAAUCAUCAGUGCUCUUUUAGUUAAACAUAGUGAAAUCAUUGGUGCUCAAACAGUACCAUUGUUUGAAUCUACACUUCAAGCAUUUUACAAUUGUAAAUUACCAUCAACAAAGAGAGCUUUCUCUUCAGUUUUCGCUCGUUUAAUCAUUCAACAUAAAACUACAAUCAUCGAUUAUUUAGCCGCUAUUCCUGGUCCAAAUGGUAAUGGUAGUGCACUUGUGUUUGUUUUAAAUGAAUGGCAAAAAUAUCAUUUAGAAAUGACAUCAAAACUUGAAAAUAACGUUUCAGUCGUUGCGAUGUGUACAUUGGUAUCUUUAAAUGAUCCACGUUUAGAAUCAAUCAAUAUUGAUGGUAGACAAAUCAUUCCAGAUCGUUCAACUCGUGAUAUUAGAAGAAAGAAAAGUCAAUAUAAUGGCGGUUUAAAUGAAGAAUGGACAAAAGUAAAUCUCUUUAACAAAAUAAUGGAAAAUCUUUUAGAGACUGUUAAAUUGGAGAAAGAGGAAUUAGCUAAAAAUUCAAAUGGUACUGCAAAUUCAACACCACAAGAUCAUCACGAUUCUGAUGAAGACUAUGAUGAUGAUGAGGAUGAAGAUGAUGAAGAUGAUGAAGAAACCACUUCAAAGAGAUAUCCAAAUGUUGAUGAAAAUGGUUUUGCCCCUGCUGAAGAAUACGCUCAUAUGAUCGAUUAUGCUGGUGAUGAUGAUAAUGAUGAUCUUGCCCAAUACUUACAAGAUGAAUUCACUGAAGAUGCCUUUGAAAUCAUUUCAAAAUCUGAUCCAAUCUAUCAUAUUGAAUUACUUAAAUAUCUCUCUGAUUUCUUUACAAAUCUUUCAAAAAAUAGUCCUUCAAUUUUUACAAUUGUUGCUCCACUUUUAAAUGAAUUUAAACUUCAAUCUUUUGGUAAUUAA
Molecule: messenger RNA, 3333 nt
Organism: Dictyostelium discoideum AX4
Lineage: Eukaryota; Evosea; Eumycetozoa; Dictyosteliales; Dictyosteliaceae
Gene: cnrP
Product: importin 9
Exons: 2
Coding region: 1-3333 (1110 amino acids)
Biological process (GO): intracellular protein transport
Cellular component (GO): nucleus
Molecular function (GO): small GTPase binding
Source: RefSeq, a predicted model, not a curated record